Messenger RNA from Plasmodium gallinaceum, 606 nucleotides. RefSeq names its product secreted ookinete protein, putative (gene PSOP13). The coding region runs from base 1 to 606 and encodes 201 amino acids. The transcript is spliced from 7 exons. The record is from RefSeq and is a predicted model, not a curated record. Lineage: Eukaryota; Apicomplexa; Aconoidasida; Haemosporida; Plasmodiidae.
AUGAAUAAAUUAUUUUUCUUUUUUUUUUUUGUUAAUUUGUUUCUGUCUAAAAGUCUUUGUGAAAAAACAGAAAUAUUACCUUUAGGUGAUAUUUUAUCUGGAGUUGCAGAUAUAGCAAAUGUAGUAUCUGGUAAAAAUGAAAAUGUGACCAAUGUUGUUUCAGAAUCUACACCAAAAAUAAACUUGAAAAUAGUACCAUCAAAAAAACUACACAUCACUAAGAAUGAUAUGAUGUUUCUAUUAUCAGAACUUCGCCAAGAAAUAGGAAGACAAAUUAGUAUAUUAGAAGAUGAGCUUGAGGAAAAAGAAAGAAUGAAGCAGAGGUCUGCUUCUUUAUGGGCAACCAGUCAUUCACCAGUUUAUGUUCCACAAGAAAAUAAUCAAACAGAAGAGAUAAAUAAUAUAAAUGAUGAAGAUAAAGAAGAAAUUGAAGAUUUGUUAGACUCUUUAAAUAAGAUUAGCAACGACGAAAAUAUAAAGGAAAAAGGAAAUUUAACAUAUAAUAUAGAAAUACGUGAUAAAAAGAAUUUCGAUGAAAAGGAGACUUCAGAUAAUGUUAUGCACUUUAGGCAAAAAACUUUGAGGAAUGGUCCAAUAACAAAAUAG